UUUUGAGUCGGUGGCCAAACAUAUAGUGGAAGGGUGUAUAGAAGGGUAUAAUGGAACAAUUUUUGCUUAUGGUCAGACUGGCUCUGGAAAAACAUACACAAUGGUUGGACCAGGUUCUUUAAGAGGGCUUAUCCCAAGAGCUGUGUUUUACAGUUCUUCAAUAAUAUCAACUCAAGAAGCAUGUGAUACUUUUAUUUUUGAAGUCAAAUGUACUUUUGCACAAUUGUAUAAGGAAAGGUUAUAUGACCUUCUGAGCAACUUAGAAAUUCAUCUUGAUGGUCAUGGGAACACGGUUUUAAUGGGUGCUGAGGAGCGUGUUGUAAACACGGUCUCAGACUUGAUAUCAAUUGUUGACGAAGGGCUAACUAGAAGACAUGUUGCUGAAACAGCAAUGAACGCCGAAAGUUCUCGUUCUCAUGCAAUUUUAACAUUAACUGUGAAGACUACGAGUAGUAGUGGUGGUAUAACAGUUCACAAGCAUUCCAGGCUGAAUCUUGUUGACCUGGCUGGGAGUGAGCGGCAAAAAGAUGCCAUGUCUUCUGGAGAACGUUUGAAAGAGGCCUCUUCCAUUAAUCGUUCGUUAUUAAUGCUUGGAAGGGUUAUUCGUGCGUUAUCAGAUCCUGAUUUUAAGCAGGGCUCCUAUGUAGCAUAUCGGGACUCAACGCUGACACUUUUACUAAAAGAUUCCUUGGGCGGUAAUGCACAAACGGCAGUGAUUGUGACAGUUCAUUCUAACAAGAAGUGCGCUUGA
This is a messenger RNA of Enterobius vermicularis (human pinworm), 751 nucleotides long. Lineage: Eukaryota; Metazoa; Nematoda; Chromadorea; Rhabditida; Oxyuridae. The record is from the annotation of a GenBank genome assembly.